UCCACAGUUCCCCGUGAAAUAACUUACGUAUAAAGCGCCAUUAUGAAAAAAUAUCGCGUACAAUCAUGUACGCUGCAUCCAUCACUGAUCGAGAUAAACUAGAUUUACGAUUUUAUUGGCUUAUAAAUAUUUAAAUUUCAGAACCAAUUUUUUUUUAUAGCUAUUACGCCUAAUAAUUUUAUCGGUUUUCUUCUACGACACAAUAAAAUAUUGCUCUUUUUGUAAUGCCAAAUAAGGUCUUAUUAAAAAAAUUUGUUCUACCUGAAUCCUCACGUAAUAUUUAUCAAAAAUGGAGUACAAAAUUGAGAAUGUAAAUAACCUAAAAAAAAGAUGUGAAAAAGCCAUGAAGAUUGUUCCAAAUUAUGGCGAAUUCACAAAAAAUUAUUUUUCUAUUAAAAAAGAAAAGCUAAGUGAUAUCAUUACACAAUGGCAAAACAAUUAUCCAGAUUUGUAUUACGAAUUAGAGCAAUGGAAGGAAGGAACCGGAUUUACACAUGAAACGAUAGCCUUACUUCGCAAAACCAAAAGCAAAAAAGUAGUAGAAUGCGUAUUUCUAAAGAUUUACGAAUCGGAAGGGACUGAUAUCCUAAACUGUGUUAAUAUUUAUAGAAAUUAUCCAAAGCCAAGCAAAAUUUUGAAAGCACGAAAUAUAAUAUUUAAACACAAGAGUGAAAAACUUUUCAAUCAACUAAUAAAAUCGCACUCUAAAAUCAUGGCAGCUCUUAUUUUAUCCGGAAAUAACGGAAAUGAUGGAUUAAAAAUAUUAUGGAACUAACGGCAUGUUUACAACAUAUAACCAUAAAAAUAUUAGGUUAAAUAACGCCAAUCAAUUCAUAAAAAGAAUUAACUUGUGGGAAUUACUACAACUCGCAUUUUCAUUUGUAUCUAAUGACCAAAAAUCAAACAUCACCAACCGACAACUUGCAUUUCAUUUGUACUUUUUUAAAAAUAUUUGACGUCAUCAACACAAUUUUUAAUUACAAUCAUUCAUUUUUUUUCAGGGUUUAUAAAAAUUCAUAGUUUUCUAUUUUAUAUUAUGCAGCCAAUUCGGGUUUUCCUUUUUUUUUAAUUGCACAAUCAUUAUUUUUUUCACAAGCGAUCAUUU
Rhizophagus irregularis DAOM 181602=DAOM 197198 is the source of this 1105-nucleotide messenger RNA. RefSeq lists its product as uncharacterized. The record is from RefSeq and is a predicted model, not a curated record. NCBI's taxonomy places the organism in Eukaryota, Fungi, Glomeromycota, Glomeromycetes, Glomerales, Glomeraceae.